CUUUGAUGGCUCGGACCUCUGCCGGCCACCGCYAGCCCAGCUCGCGCGCCCGCGCCGCCGCCGCCUGCGGGUAUUAAUAGUCCGCGCCGCAGCCUCAGGCGCAGCCGGGAGCCGCCGCGCCCUCGCCAGCCGGGGGCUCGGGAGCUGCAGAUCCCGCAGCCAGGACCGGGAGCCGCCGGAACCGCCGGCGCCGCCGAGCACACAGAAAAUCAGAUUCAGCCUGCGAGGUUUUCUUUGCUGCUCUCCCGACUGCAGAUGUCUCCGCUGUGUCUGAGGGUGUGUGCCAGCCUGUCAUCAGCGCCGCGUUUUCUUCUGGAUGGAACAAAGGAAGGGUGUCCUGCGGUGGGAGACACGGGAGAGUUUGAGCUGAUGAGCAGCGACUGGGCCUGGAUAUUCUACAAGCUACUUUCAUCAUGGGGGAAAUAGAGCAGAAGCCCACCCCAGGCUCACGACUGGGAGCACCAGAGAAUUCGGGGAUCAGCACCCUGGAACAUGGGCAGAAGCCUCCUCCGACGCCUUCAGGAAAACUCAUGUCCAUCAAAAUCCAGAUGCUGGACGACACCCAGGAGGCCUUUGAGGUUCCACAAAGAGCUCCAGGGAAGGUGUUGCUGGACGCCGUGUGCAGCCACCUCAACCUCGUGGAGGGCGACUACUUUGGCCUCGAGUUUCCUGAUCACAAAAAGAUCACGGUGUGGCUGGAUCUCUUAAAACCUAUUGUGAAGCAGAUUCGAAGGCCAAAACAUGUUGUUGUUAAGUUUGUGGUGAAAUUCUUUCCACCUGACCACACACAACUCCAGGAGGAACUCACCAGGUACCUGUUUGCUCUGCAGGUGAAGCAGGACCUGGCCCAAGGCAGGCUGACGUGCAAUGACACCAGCGCCGCCCUCUUGAUCUCACACAUCGUACAAUCUGAGAUUGGGGAUUUUGAUGAAGCAUUGGACAGAGAGCACUUAGCAAAAAACAAGUACAUACCUCAGCAAGAUGCGCUAGAAGACAAAAUCGUGGAAUUUCACCACAACCACAUUGGACAAACACCAGCAGAGUCCGAUUUCCAGCUCCUGGAGGUGGCCCGUCGACUGGAGAUGUACGGGAUCCGGUUGCACCCGGCCAAGGACAGGGAAGGCACUAAGAUCAACUUGGCUGUGGCCAACACGGGAAUCCUAGUGUUUCAGGGUUUCACCAAGAUCAAUGCCUUCAACUGGGCCAAGGUGCGGAAGCUGAGCUUCAAGAGGAAGCGCUUUCUGGUCAAGCUGCGUCCAGAUGCGAAUAGCUCAUACCAGGACACCUUGGAAUUCCUAAUGGCCAGUCGGGAUUUUUGCAAGUCCUUUUGGAAAAUCUGUGUGGAACAUCACGCCUUUUUUAGACUUUUYGAAGAGCCCAAACCAAAGCCAAAGCCUGUUCUCUUUAGUCGAGGGUCAUCAUUUCGCUUCAGCGGUCGGACUCAGAAGCAGGUUCUCGACUAUGUUAAGGAAGGAGGACACAAAAAAGUGCAGUUUGAAAGAAAACACAGCAAGAUUCAUUCCAUCCGGAGCCUUGCUACGCAGCCCACAGAACCAAAUUCAGAAGUGCCAAAACAGUCUCCGCAGAGCACCAGCCUUACCUUCGGAGAAGGUGCCGACUCCCCCGGUGGCCAGAGCUGCCAGCCAGGAAAGGAACUGAAAGUGUCCACCCCAGAGUCAGGGCCACACCAAAGCCCCGCUCUGAAGAAGAGCCCCGCGGGGAGCAAGCCGGCAGACAGAGCCACCAAGGCGCCACCCGAGGAAGAGGAGGAGGAGGAGGGCGUCAGGGAGCGCGUCCCGCAGAGUAAACCUCAGCCCCCGCAGCCGAGCACAGGCUCCCUGACUGGUAGCCCUCACCUUUCAGAGCUGUCCAUCAACUCACAGGGAGGAACGGCCCCCACCAACGUGACCUUGUCUCCCAACCUGAGCCCUGACACCAAGCAGGCCUCUCCCCUGAUCAGCCCGCUGCUGAAUGACCAGGCGUGUCCCAGGACGGACGACGAGGAGGAGGGCCGGAGAAAGAGAUYCCCAACCGACAAGGCAUACUUCAUCGCUAAAGAGGUGUCCACCACUGAGCGGACGUAUCUGAAGGAUCUUGAAGUCAUCACUUCGUGGUUUCAUAGCACCGUGAGCACAGAGGACGCCAUGCCCGAAACAUUGAAAAGUCUCAUUUUCCCGAAUUUUGAACCUUUGCACAAAUUUCAUACCAAUUUUCUCAAGGAAAUCGAGCAACGACUGGCCCUGUGGGAAGGCCGCUCAAAUGCCCACCUCAGAGAUCACCAAAGAAUCGGAGACGUCAUGCUGAGGAACAUUCAGGGCAUGAAGCCCCUGGCAGCGCACCUCUGGAAGCAUGGCGAGGCACUGGAGGCGCUGGAGAACGCCAUCAGGAGCUCGAGGCGCCUGGAGCUCCUCUGCAGAGACUUCGAGCUGCAGAAGGUGUGUUACCUGCCGCUCAACACCUUCCUCCUGCGCCCGCUGCACCGGCUCAUGCACUACCAGCAGGUCCUGGAGCGUCUGUGCAAGCACCACGCGCCCAGCCACGCAGACUUCAGGGACUGCCGAGCCGCGUUGGCAGAGAUGACGGAAAUGGUGGCGCAGCUGCAYGGUACGAUGAUCAAGAUGGAGAACUUCCAGAAGCUGCACGAACUCAAGAAAGACUUGAUUGGCAUUGACAAUCUCGUGGUUCCCGGGAGGGAGUUCAUCCGCCUGGGCAGCCUCAGCAAGCUCUCGGGGAAGGGGCUCCAGCAGCGCAUGUUUUUCCUGUUCAACGAUGUCUUGCUGUACACCAGCCGGGGACUGACCGCCUCCAACCAGUUUAAAGUCCACGGGCAGCUCCCGCUCUAUGGCAUGACGAUCGAGCAGAGCGAGGACGAGUGGGGGGUGCCCCACUGCCUGACCCUGCGAGGCCAGCGGCAGUCCAUCAUCGUGGCCGCCAGUUCUCGGUCCGAGAUGGAAAAGUGGAUUGAGGACAUCCAGAUGGCCAUUGACCUGGCAGAGAAGAGCAGUGGCCCCACACCYGAGUUCCUGGCCAGCAGCCCCCCGGACAACAAGUCCCCCGACGAAGCCACCACGGCCGACCAGGAGUCRGAGGACGACCUGAGUGCCUCACGCACCUCACUGGAGCGCCAGGCCCCUCACCGCGGCAACACGAUGGUGCACGUGUGCUGGCACCGCAACACCAGCGUCUCCAUGGUGGACUUCAGCGUCGCCGUGGAGAACCAGCUGUCUGGGAACCUGCUGAGGAAAUUCAAAAACAGCAAUGGAUGGCAGAAGCUGUGGGUGGUGUUCACSAACUUCUGUCUGUUCUUCUACAAGUCACACCAGGACAAUCAUCCCCUCGCCAGCCUGCCUCUGCUCGGGUACUCGCUCACCGUCCCCUCCGAGGCCGAGAACAUCCACAAGGACUAUGUGUUCAAGCUGCACUUCAAGUCCCACGUAUACUACUUCAGGGCUGAGAGCGAAUACACGUUCGAAAGGUGGAUGGAAGUGAUCCGAAGUGCCACCAGCUCUGCCUCUCGGGCCCAUGUUUCAAGUCACAAAGAAUCUCACAUGUAUUGAUGGCUGGACGCACUCCACGGCUGGCUCACCGUCUGUGACGAAGCCAGCCACACUGUCACCUGUCUGAACAUGGUUUCACAGUGACUCCCGCCCGUCUCCCUCCGCGGCCAUCUCCUCACCUUGUCUUCUCCACUGCUGAGUUCUCCUUGGAACGGGGCCUCCCACCUCCAGGCCUGGGGGCCUUCUGCUGUCAUUCUCAUGGGGACUGUUCUUGGGCUUGUGCCAGUAUUGCAGCAUUGUCAUUAAAGAGUGCCAAACGACAUUCCUUCCCCACGCCUGCACCUCUAACGCGGUGCACACGCAUCCGUUCGACCGAGGACAGGGCAAGUGCUCUUCUUUUUCUUAGAAAAGGACUUUUAGUAAUCCACCUGCGGGCUGCUGUUUUAAAAAUGGAUUUUUCCAGUGUUCGCCACUCGUGGCGGUCUUAAGCAAAUGAGAUCGUUUUCAGGUUUCAUUUCCCCCCAAUCUUUCUACUUUUAUAACAGGAGGUCCACAGGACUCACUUYCCUUGACUAAUAAGCAGUUCCCAGCGCACUCCGCUCCGCUGAGGGGCCCACGCUCCAGUGACACACUUGUUACCUGGCCUACUUCUUGGUGAAGUUGACCAAAUCGAUUCCUCUUUACAAACCGUAGCGGGUGGUUUUCUGUUCGGAGGAGCAGGGACCCAGUGCGCCCCUGACUGCUGCUGUCCUGUGAGUGGUGUGUACGAUGGUGUUUGCUGUGUUUCACAAGCAUGAGAACCUGUGUGUCACUGACCAGGGCCAUUUGUGCUGUUCCGUUCUGGGGUGUCAUGUGAGCUUCAUGGAUACAGGAGCCUGUACAGUCAUGGUACGUAGUCCCAGCCCCCGUGACCAGACCCCUCCCCUCCCGCCUCCGUGGUUGGAAACCACGCGAUCUCUAGUAGUUAUCUACCGUGCCUGUCUUCACUCUUUAGACCCACCCCCCGGGCAUGGGGUACCGGCAGAGUAACACUGCACCCCUGGACGGUCACGCUUCGCUGGGAACCUGGUGUCCCAGUGCCCACAGGUGGGCAGCGUCGACCCGUUCCCUGUGGCGACCAGGUGGCUGCCAUUCCCUUCRCACUCUUGAGCCCUGCCUGACGAUAGUCGGCCCAUUCAGCACGGUUCUGUCCCAUGUCCUCACAGGGAGGCCACUUCCCUGAACACUGGGCACACCGUCAUGGAGCUGUGGCUGGUGUCCACGAGGGACGGGCGGACAAGAGCUCAAGACGUGUCAUCCUUUGCCUUACGAUAUGUACCAGAUGGUUUCAAGCACUAACAAAGGGAAUAAAAAUACCUCACGCCAAAAUCCAGCAUAUUGAAGUCUUAAGGCAAAAC
Urocitellus parryii (Arctic ground squirrel) is the source of this 4894-nucleotide messenger RNA. It is a transcript of the gene Farp1, whose product is annotated as FERM, ARH/RhoGEF and pleckstrin domain protein 1. Gene Ontology annotation, molecular function: cytoskeletal protein binding; guanyl-nucleotide exchange factor activity. The record is from RefSeq and is a predicted model, not a curated record. Gene Ontology annotation, cellular component: cytoskeleton. NCBI's taxonomy places the organism in Eukaryota, Metazoa, Chordata, Mammalia, Rodentia, Sciuridae.